Messenger RNA from Ipomoea triloba (trilobed morning glory), 1595 nucleotides. RefSeq names its product enoyl-[acyl-carrier-protein] reductase [NADH], chloroplastic-like. The record is from RefSeq and is a predicted model, not a curated record. Lineage: Eukaryota; Viridiplantae; Streptophyta; Magnoliopsida; Solanales; Convolvulaceae. Bases 208 to 1416 code for a protein of 402 amino acids. Gene Ontology annotation, molecular function: enoyl-[acyl-carrier-protein] reductase (NADH) activity. Gene Ontology annotation, biological process: fatty acid biosynthetic process. The transcript has 13 exons.
CGGCACUUUCAAAGCUUCCCAACGGCCUCCGUCGCCAAACUUUUUCAGCUUCGUUUUCAUCGAAACCCUCUACACUCACAUCUCACCGCAUUUAUAUAACACCAAAGAGAGAGAAAGGGAGAGAGACCUAAGCUUUCACGCUCUCUUCGGCCUUGUCGAUCCGCAGUGCAGAUUUCUCUUUACUCUAGUGAAUUUAAGCUGCUUAUAAUGGCUGCAACUGCUACUCCUAGCCUGCAAAUUGCAGCGGCGAAGCCCUGUGUUUCUGCAUCUCGUAAAAUUUUCAAGUCCAGCACUGCAAGUUUUGGUUUAGAAAAUAGGAGCAGAUCUGCAGCUGAGCUUAAGAGUUUGAGUGUUAUCUCUGCAACAAAGCUAUCUUCUCAAGGCUUUAAUUGCAUUCCUCUAAAAUCUAGAAGGAUCGUUACAAAGGCAAUGUCCGGUGCAAGUGAUAAUGCCCCUUUGCCAGGGCUGCCAAUUGACUUGAGAGGCAAGAGGGCAUUUAUUGCUGGUGUAGCUGAUGAUAAUGGUUAUGGAUGGGCAAUAGCAAAGUCCCUUGCAGCUGCAGGUGCUGAAAUUCUUGUUGGUACAUGGGUUCCUGCACUAAAUAUUUUUGAGAGCAGUCUGCGACGUGGGAAAUUUGACGAGUCACGAGUCUUGCCGGAUGGUUCACUGAUGGAAAUAAAAAAAGUGUACCCACUAGAUGCGGUUUACGACAGUCCCGAAGAUGUUCCUGAAGAUGUAAAAGCCAACAAGCGUUAUGCAGGCUCCUCAAAUUGGACUGUUAAGGAAGUUGUUGAAACUGUGAGACAGGAUUUUGGCACAAUUGACAUUCUUGUGCAUUCCCUUGCUAAUGGUCCAGAGGUUACCAAACCACUUCUUGAAACUUCAAGAUAUGGAUAUCUUGCAGCAUUAUCCGCAUCAAGCUAUUCCUAUAUUUCUUUGCUUAAACAUUUUCUUCCCAUUAUGAAUCCAGGCGGUGCUUCACUCUCCUUAACAUACAUUGCUUCUGAAAGGAUAAUUCCAGGAUAUGGAGGUGGCAUGAGCUCAGCAAAAUCUGCUUUAGAGAGUGACACUAGAGUCCUGGCUUUUGAAGCUGGAAGGAAGCACAAGGUCAGAGUAAACACAAUUUCUGCAGGUCCACUGAGAAGUCGUGCAGCAAAAGCUAUUGGCUUUAUUGAUAUGAUGAUUGACUAUUCUAUUGAGAAUGCUCCCUUGCAAAAGGAGUUGUCUGCAGAGGAGGUUGGGAAUGCUGCUGCUUUCCUUGCAUCACCUCUGGCUUCAGCCAUCACGGGUGCUGUUGUGUAUGUUGAUAAUGGGCUUAAUGCAAUGGGAGUGGGAGUUGACAGCCCAGUAUUUAAGGAUCUUGACAUCCCCAAAGACAAGAGCCAUGAGACUGUUAAACAAGCUGUUUCUGUGUGAGUUUGUAAAAUUUUUGAGUUUUGACGUCCAAAAUAAGUAAUGGCCUGUCAAUUGCUUGUCAUUCUCUAUAUAGAAUAGGCCGUAUGGUUAAGUUAUUGUCUAGCUUUAGUAACACUUGAUAUUUGAUAAUUGUUUGAUGUUUUAACUGAUUUGCUUUGUUUUACAUCUCCAUGGCACAA